GGAUAAUUGAAAUAGAAUAUAAACAUCCACCUGCUCCACAGAGUCCACCCUGACCCACCCACUCUUUGGAAGGAGGAGCUACCCAGAAGAGAAACAACAAGAAGCAGAGAUUCACGAGUCUCUCUUCGUAGACUCUCCAAUCUCUAACACUAGAUUCAAAUACUGUCUAAGUUAAUUGUUAGAUAGACAUAAAUCUUUUCUUACUCCUUAUAAAAAUUUGCUAUAUAUAUAGUGAACUCAAUUACUCAGAGAGAAACAUCGAGAGAGAUGGCGACGAUGACAAACGGUGAAGCAGGCAGCAUGAAAAUCCCAAAAAUCAAGUUCACUAAACUUUUCAUUAACGGAGAGUUCGUUGACUCUCUUUCAGGCAAGACAUUUGAAACGAUUGACCCGAGAACAGGAGAAGUGAUAACGACAGUUGCAGAAGGCCAAAAAGAGGAUGUUGAUUUGGCCGUCAAAGCAGCUAGAGAAGCAUUUGAUCAUGGAAAAUGGCCUCGCAUGUCUGGCUUUGAAAGGGGAAGGAUACUGAUGAAAUUCGCGGAUUUGAUAGAUGAAAACAUAGAAGAAAUAGCUAUUCUUGAUACGCUAAAUGCUGGAAAGUUACUUCAUCUGGGGAAAAUACUAGACAUCCCACAGGCUGCCAAUACUCUUAGGUACUAUGCCGGUGCUGCGGAUAAAAUCCACGGAAAGACUUUAAAGUUGUCUCAACAGAUGCAAGGCUACACAUUGCUUGAGCCAAUUGGUGUUGUUGGACAUAUCAUUCCAUGGAACUUCCCGUCUUCCAUGUUUGCUAUGAAAGUUGGACCAGCAUUAGCUGCUGGAUGCACCAUGAUACUGAAACCUGCUGAACAAACACCUCUUUCAGCACUGUACUACGCUCAUCUCGCCAAAUUGGCUGGUAUCCCAGAUGGAGUGCUAAAUGUUGUGAACGGAUUUGGAAGCACAGCUGGUGCGGCCAUUAGCUCUCAUAUGGACAUUGAUAAGGUAAGUUUUACAGGGUCGACAGAAGUUGGUCGAAUAGUAAUGCAGGCGGCAGCUACAAGCAACUUGAAAGUUGUAUCCCUUGAAUUGGGUGGAAAGUCGCCUAUUAUAAUCUUUGAUGAUGCUGAUUUUGAAAAGGCUGUUGAUCUCGCACUCAUGGGUAUUCUAUUUAACAAGGGAGAAAUAUGUGUUGCCGGGUCUCGUGUUUAUGUUCAAGAAGGAAUUUAUGAUGCAUUUGUUAAGAGGGCAGCUGAAAAGGCGAAAACUUGGGUCGUUGGUGACCCUUUUGAUCCUAGUUCUCAACAAGGACCUCAGGUAGACAAGAAACAGUUUAACAAAAUCCUUUCGUACAUUGAGCAAGGCAAGAAAGAAGGAGCUACAUUGGUAACUGGUGGUAAAGCAGUUGGUGAGAAGGGAUACUACAUUGAACCCACAAUAUUCACCGAUGUUAAUGAGGACAAUCUAAUAGUGAAGGAUGAAAUAUUUGGACCUGUCAUGUCUCUCAUGAAGUUCAAGACGGUGGAGGAAGCAAUAGAGAGAGCUAAUAAAACAAGAUACGGAUUAGCAGCUGGAAUUGUAACCAAUAACCUCAACAUCGCAAACACAGUUUCAAGAUCGAUACGUGCAGGUGUGAUUUGGGUUAACUGUUACUUUGCGUUCGAUCGCGACUGUCCUUACGGUGGAUAUAAAAUGAGUGGUUUUGGAAGGGAUUUGGGAAUGGAAGCUCUUGAGAAGUACCUUCAAACAAAAGCAGUUGUAACACCAAUCCAUAAUUCUCCCUGGCUCUAAGCCACAAUUAUGGGCACAACUUUGCACAAUAAAUGAGUUUGACGAAUAAUAUGUAAUGCUUGUGUUAUCUGUUUGAAUCCAGUUUGUAUGCUUGUCUGGUUAAUUUUACAUAAUGAUGUUUGCUUUUUAUCCUUGCAAUGCAUAUGCAUUCAAUAAUGGAAAUUUCCAAGUUGGGAA
Messenger RNA from Papaver somniferum (opium poppy), 1947 nucleotides. Its product is annotated as aldehyde dehydrogenase family 2 member C4-like. Bases 268 to 1770 code for a protein of 500 amino acids. NCBI's taxonomy places the organism in Eukaryota, Viridiplantae, Streptophyta, Magnoliopsida, Ranunculales, Papaveraceae. The record is from RefSeq and is a predicted model, not a curated record. The transcript is spliced from 9 exons. Gene Ontology annotation, molecular function: aldehyde dehydrogenase (NAD+) activity.